Messenger RNA from Aphidius gifuensis, 3924 nucleotides. Its product is annotated as glutamine--fructose-6-phosphate aminotransferase [isomerizing] 2-like. The transcript is spliced from 10 exons. NCBI's taxonomy places the organism in Eukaryota, Metazoa, Arthropoda, Insecta, Hymenoptera, Braconidae. Gene Ontology annotation, biological process: fructose 6-phosphate metabolic process; protein N-linked glycosylation; UDP-N-acetylglucosamine metabolic process. The coding region runs from base 386 to 2464 and encodes 692 amino acids. The record is from RefSeq and is a predicted model, not a curated record. Gene Ontology annotation, molecular function: carbohydrate derivative binding; L-glutamine:D-fructose-6-phosphate transaminase (isomerizing) activity.
AUGUUAAAUUACUGCGCACGAGUAUUUAUUGUCUUAAUAAUAAUAAUUACACUAUAUUUUUUUUUUUAUUAGUUUCAUAAUAAUAUUUAAAUUUGUAAAAUUAAUUUUAUAAUAAUAUUUAAAGAUUUGUUUAUGAUAAAAUAAAUGGGAAAUAUUGUGUUAGUGAGUCAUUGAAUUACCUGUGAUUGGUUGGCUUAAGGAAAACAGGUGAAAAGAGGCAUAAAAAGUCAGAUAAAGCUAUGAUACCAUUCAGAAGGCAUCGAGCCAGAAUCAACGAUUGACUUGAGCUCUUACAUUCACUUAACUUUCUCCUUUAAAAAUUAAAAAAUAUAAAAUAGUUUUCUUUGUAUUGUUAUUAUUACAUCAAGACAACUAAAAAUUCAUCAUGUGUGGAAUUUUUGCAUAUUUGAAUUACCUGACGCCAAAAACAAGAAAAGAAAUUCUUACAUUACUUGUUGGAGGUUUAAAAAGAUUGGAAUAUCGUGGCUAUGAUUCUGCUGGUGUUGCAUUGGAUUCAGCAGAUAGUCAAGAAAUUUUAAUUGUACGAAAUCAAGGAAAAGUUGUUGCACUUGAAGAAAAAAUAUUUAACAGUACGGAUCUUGAUUUUGAUCAAUCAACAGAGAGUCAUGUUGGCAUUGCUCAUACUCGUUGGGCAACUCAUGGUGUACCAUCUGAAGUUAAUUCUCAUCCUCAAAGAUCUGAUAUUGAUCAGGGUUUUGUGGUUGUUCACAAUGGUAUUGUCACAAAUUACAAGGAAGUCAAGACAUUAUUACAACAAAGAGGAUAUGUAUUUGAAAGUGAAACAGACACAGAAGUUAUUGCUAAACUUGUUCAUCAUCUUUGGACUCAACAUCCAACAUAUUCAUUCCGAGAAUUGGUUGAACAAGUCAUUCAACAAUUGGAAGGUGCAUUUGCAUUGUGCUUCAAGAGUAAAUAUUUUCCUGGUGAAUGUGUUGCAACAAGAAGAGGCUCACCUUUGCUUGUUGGUAUUAAAACAAAAACUCGUCUGAUAACUGAUCACGUACCCAUUCUCUAUGGAAAAGAUGAUCUUCCACGCGUGACUAAAGAGGGCGAAGCAACAACUCAAGGUGAUCACAGACCUUAUGGACGUGCUACAGAGGUUCCUUUGAUAUCACGAGCUGAUACAUCAACUGAAUUUCAAUCAAUGGUUGCCAAAGAAGUUGAAUAUUUUUUUGCAUCUGAUGCAAGUGCUGUUAUUGAACAUACAAAUCGUGUUAUAUAUAUUGAGGAUGAUGAUGUUGCUGCAGUCAAAGAUGGUACUUUAAAUAUUCAUCGUUUACGUAGAUGUAUGGAUGAUCCACAUGCACGUGAAAUAACAACAUUAAAAGUUGAAAUACAACAAAUAAUGAAAGGAAAUUACGAAUAUUUUAUGCAAAAAGAAAUAUUUGAACAACCAGAAUCAGUUGUUAAUACAAUGCGUGGUCGUUUAAAUUUUCAAAAUAAUACAGUUACACUUGGUGGUAUAACUGAUUAUAUACCAGAUAUUAAAAGAUGUCGUCGUUUAAUGUUAAUUGGUUGUGGUACAAGUUAUCAUUCAGCAGUUGCAACAAGACAAUUACUUGAAGAAUUAACUGAGCUACCAGUUAUGGUUGAACUUGCAUCUGAUUUUCUUGAUAGACAUACACCAGUAUUUCGUGAUGAUGUAUGUUUUUUUAUAUCACAAUCUGGUGAAACAGCUGAUACACUUAUGGCAUUGAGAUAUUGUAAAGGACGUGGUGCAUUAAUUGUUGGUAUAACAAAUACUGUUGGUAGUAGUAUAUGUCGUGAAUCACAUUGUGGUGUACAUAUUAAUGCUGGUCCUGAAAUUGGUGUUGCUAGUACAAAAGCAUAUACAUCACAAUUUAUAUCACUUGUUAUGUUUGCACUUGUUAUGAGUGAAGAUAGAUUAUCAUUACGUCAAAGAAGAAAAGAUAUUAUUGAAGGUUUAAAAAAUUUGGAUAAUCAAAUACGUGAAGUAUUAAAACUUGAUAAUAAAGUAAAAGAUUUAGCAAAAUCAUUGUAUGAAUUUAAAUCACUUUUAAUAAUGGCAAGAGGAUAUAAUUUUGCAACAUGUAUGGAAGGAGCAUUAAAAGUUAAAGAAUUAACAUAUAUGCAUAGUGAAGGUAUUAUGGCAGGUGAAUUAAAACAUGGACCACUUGCUCUUGUUGAUGAUUCAAUGCCAAUUAUUAUGAUUGUCAUGAGAGAUCCAGUUUAUGCUAAAUGUAUGAAUGCAUUACAACAAGUUACUGCUCGUGAUGGUAAACCAAUUGUCAUUUGUGAAGAUGGUGAUACAGAAACAAAAUCACUUGCUGCACGUGCACUUGAAGUACCAAAAACAGUUGAUUGUCUUCAAGGUAUUCUUACAGUCAUUCCAAUGCAACUUUUAUCAUUCCAUAUUGCUGUAUUACGUGGAUGCAAUGUUGAUUGUCCAAGAAAUCUUGCAAAAUCAGUUACAGUCGAAUAAAUUGUUUAAAAAAAAAAAAUUAAUUAAAUAUUUUGUUUUGUCUAUUAGAAAAUAUUUACUUUUAAAUAAUAAUAAUAAUAAUAAUUGAUAUUUUAUGUUGACAUCUGAUUUACACAAUGUGCCACAAUUAUUUUCUGAAAAAAAAAAUAUUCAUCAUGAAAAUAACAUUGACAAGAUGUUUUAAUAUUUUAAUAUUCAUUUAUUCUGAAUUCCACUCAAUUUUUAUCAUGUGAUUUUAUAAUUAUUGUAUAAUUAUAAGUUUUUUUUUUUUUCUUCUUUUCAAUUCCAUAAUACUUGUCAAUUUAUUCUUUACAAUGUUUCAAUGAGAAAUUAAAUUAUAGGCACAUUCUUCUCUGCAUUUAAAUCAAUUUGUUGAAUUGAAAAAAAAAACAUACAUUUUAUUUGUGAUCAUACUCGUUAACUAAUAUCAGAUGUAAUAAUAAAUAAUUUUUACUUAAUUUUACAAUUAGCUCAUAAUAAUAAUUAUUAAUAAAAAAAUAUUAUUAAAAAAAAAGGUAAAACUAUCGAAAUUUUUUACACAAAAUUAAGAAAAUAAAAAAAAAAAAAAAAAACGGAAUUAUAUUUUUUAUUUUGAAAUUUUAUAAAUGUAUAUUGACAAAUUAUUAAUAAUAAAUUCAAAAAAAAAUAAAUUUUCAAUUACGCAUUAAUUAAUUAUAAAAGGAUAAAAUAAAUGAAAUUUAUUUUAAUAAAAAAUUCUAUACAAGUGUUAUUUGAUAGAGAAAAAAAAAAUAUAUAUCAUCGUCAUUGUCAUUCUGGAGAGUGGAGAUCGAUGGGGGUAGAAGGAAGCAAUAUUAAAUAAAAGUACAGCCAAGUAGUACAGUAGUUUCAUCAGUCAGCCACAAGCGCAAGCGUAUUGGGGGUAAAUAGAGAGAGAAAGAGGGGCAAGAGAGGAGAAAAACAAAAACUAAAAAUAAAAAAACAAAUAAAUGUGUAAAGUUACAACACACCGGGCGGACUUUUGUUGCGCGCGCUUAUCCACUUCUUUUGUUUUGUCGAAUAUUGUUGACUAGACGCAGUGCAAAAUUGAAGUGGUUAAGUAAAGACAGUUAUUAUAAUAUUUUAACAAUUAAAAUUAGCAUCAGUGAUAUAAUUAUUUGUAUUUAUAAAAAAACAAAAAACAGUCAAUUAGUCAUAUCAAGAGAGCAAGACACAAAAAAUAUUUGUGUAUAAAUUCCAAGAAAUAAAAUAAACUCAUUUAUUAUUGUUGUUGUCGUAAUAUUGAUCGUGAAUAAAAAUUAAAAAAUAAAUGAUCUAACAAUUAAUACAAUUUAUUUAUAAUUUUCAUUUUUUUUUUUUUUUUGUUUUUUUUUUUUGCAAUAAAUAAUAAAAUGAUAAAAAUGUGUGUGGUAUUUUGAGUUUGCUCAUGGCUAUCAGUGUAAGAUCGAGGAAGCAGCAGCAGCAUCAUCAUCAACAUCAGCAUCUCGGUCGUUUUGCUUGAG